AAUUUUGAAAGUUCCGUUGGACACAACAGAGUUCAGUCCGGUUACAUCCGUCACGGAUUAUAACAUAAUACUAACUAUUAAAUAUACAAACUACAUUCAUUUUAGGUAAAUAUUCUGGUUCUGGCUGCGGUAUGGAUGAGGAGGAGAGCACUGACCGGCAGCUGCAGAUUGCCAUGCUGUGUCAGAAGCUGGAGAAGAUCAAGAGAUACUACAACGAUGAUGACACAGACAAUAUUAACCAGAUCAUCAGUUCAAAUUCACCAGACACAUGCCAUACGUUUUUGAGUAACCUGGAGAAGAAAGGCAAUCCUCAGACAGAUCCCAGUCUUCUUUCUAAACUAAUUGAUUUCUACACCCGAGUUUUUUCAAGCAUGCCACUAGGAAGAUACAGUCAGAAUGUAAGCUAUGCAAAGAUGCUGGUCAGAUUUGCAGAGCUGAAAGCUAUCCAAGAUGUCGGUGAUGCGCAGGAUAGUUUUGACAUAGCAAGAUCCCACUGCAAGGAUUUUGCCUUUGUCCACAUUGCUUACGCUCAGUUUGAGCUUUUGCAAGGCAAUGAGAAGAAAAGCGCUUUGAUUCUUCAGAAGGCUUUUGAAAUGGGUGCUAAACCAUUAGAAAGCCUGGAAACUGCAAUGCAGAAUCUUAAAUUGGGAAGACAUCGGCUCCUUUCCCAAGAGGAUAAAGAGAACAUAGCAGUGCCGGCUCUUGAAAAUACACACGAACCUGUAAAAAGCGGUUCAGGGUCUAAAAGUGGCUUUGGAAAGUCAGAUACAUCGGGCGAUUUUCAUCUUUCCAGUAAUUUCUCUCUAGGAGCUGAUCAGAAGAACAGUCCACAGGAUGACCAUCUGCCUGUCUGGAGGUCUGGCGUACAACACAAAAGAACAAUUGCCAUGCCUGGAAGGAUUCCCAUGAUCCCCCUGUCUAUUCCUGAAAAUGAGAAUGCUGUUUACAAACAGGAGCCUCCCAGCCAUGGCAGUAGUUUGUCUAGGCCGACAUAUCGCUCAAGUGCCUGCUCAGUGUUCUCGCUCUCCUCUUCAAAGAAGAGUUCUGGAGAUGGAGACUCUUACAACUUGCUAAAUCUGAAGCCACCUGUUGUGAGUCCAGAGCCACGUCCUUGGGAGGACAUUGCUGAAGUGGACUCCACCACUACACUCCUGCACAGACCAGAGAGAAAGGAUGCCACUAGAAUGGAUGACACCACUGGCAAUAUCAACCAGAUAAUUAGUUCGAACUCUCCUGAGGCUUGCUACACAUAUCUCACAAAUCUGGAGAAGACCGGUGACCCUCACACAGAUGCCACUUUUCUCUGCAGGCUGCUGGAUUGCUAUUCUAAAGUCUUCUCCAAACUUCCCUUGGCACGGCAUAGCAAAACUGAAAGCUAUGCUCGAAUGAUGAUCAGAUAUGCUGAGUUGAAAGGAAUUGAAGAUCCGGAUGACGCUGAGGAUAAUUUCAUCAUUGCCAGAACCAAUAGCAAAGCUUUUGCCUUUGUGCAUAUCGCCCAUGCUCAGUUUGAGCACUCACGAGGUAACAUUAAGAAAAGCACUUACAUCCUGCAGAAGGCCUUGGCAUCAAAUGCCAAACCUGUAGAACAUCUCCAGACGGCAAUGAAGAAUUUGAAGUCUGGAAAAGCUCAGCUGCUCCCAACUGAAGAUAAAGAAGAUAUUGCAGACACAGCAGGCACUCACAGUGAUGCAGGAAGAAAGGAAGAAGAGAAUCCACUAAGGGUUUCCACAAAUAAUGUUCAACCCAAACCUAAUUUUAUGGAGAGUUCAUCAGACUGGAAGAUUCCUGCUCGUAUCAACAGAUAUGCAUCUCCAGAGGAACAAAAGCCUGCUGUAGGUCACAUUCCCACUCCAGGGCCUCUUCACUCACUGAGAACUCCCUCUUCAGCAGUACCACCGAGGUUAAAUCCAGCCAUUAGCAUUCAGACACCCAACUACAAAGACACAAGACCAAACAGUUUCGUUACACCUGUGGUGAAGCAGAUACCACCUGUUGUGUCCGUUCCCUCUACGGCUCAGAGAAUCAGCCAUUCUCAGUUACCCUGCACUCCACAGGCUCAGAUCUCCUGCGUGCAGCAGACAUCACAGGGGUCUGUCGGUGCCUUCACCAAUGAGUCCAUCAUAAUCAAAGGCAGACAGUUCUUUAUUUUGAAGAUGAUUGGCAGGGGUGGUUCCAGUAAGGUGUAUCAGGUGCUGGACCAGAAGAAACAGCUGUAUGCGGUGAAAUAUGUAAACCUGGAGGAGGCGGAUGCCCAAACAAUUGAAAGCUACAAGAAUGAGAUUGAGCACUUGAACCAUCUCCAGCAGUACAGUGACCAAAUCAUCAAACUUUAUGACUAUGAGAUCACUGACAGCUAUAUCUACAUGUUGAUGGAGUGUGGCAGCCUGGACCUCAACACCUGGCUACGCAGCCGCAAGACUGUCAACUCACUGGACAGGAAGUUCUACUGGAGGAAUAUGUUGGAGGCAGUGCAGACCAUCCACAAACAUGGUAUAGUCCACAGUGACUUGAAGCCAGCUAAUUUUGUGAUUGUGAAUGCCUCGCUGAAGCUAAUUGACUUUGGCAUAGCCAACCACAUUCAACCAGAUAUGACAAGUGUCGUUAAAGACUCACAGGUGGGAACUCUAAACUACAUGCCCCCAGAAGCCAUAAAAGACACUUCUUCUAAAAGUGGAAAGCCAAAGUCAAAGAUCAGUCCAAAGGGUGAUGUAUGGUCACUUGGUUGUAUCCUGUAUUGCAUGACCUAUGGAAAAACACCUUUUCAACACAUCACCAACCAGAUCACAAAACUACAUGCCAUUAUCGAUCCGUCCCAUGAGAUUGACUUUCCUGACAUUCCUGAAAAGGAUCUUCUAGAUGUCCUUAAGCGUUGUCUGAUCCGGAAUCCAAAGGAAAGGAUCUCCAUUGCAGAACUCCUUGACCAUCCAUACUUACGGCUGCAGCCUCAGAAACCUCCUGAGCAAGAAACAUGCAACAGUGACCUAAAGAGAAUUCUAAAUGAGUUGGCUGCUUUAGAGUCUCCUAACAGUAUUGCAAGAGCUGCUAGUAACCUGGCAAAAAUGUGUAAUAGCGGAAAGAAACUGGACGUUUCUGAGUGUGUCAAGAGUUCAAGUCAGUCCACAUGGAAGUGAAGAGAUCAUCUUAAAUAUGAACAGUUCAUCAUGGUAGUUUGAAAACACAUGCCAGCCACUGCCUUGAAUGUCUUUAAAGUCUUGAGAAAAGACAUUAUUUUGAUACUGGACUUGGCUAAGUAAUUUUUGAGGCAAGACGAUUGUUGGC
Messenger RNA from Colossoma macropomum (tambaqui), 3279 nucleotides. It is a transcript of the gene ttk, whose product is annotated as ttk protein kinase. NCBI's taxonomy places the organism in Eukaryota, Metazoa, Chordata, Actinopteri, Characiformes, Serrasalmidae. The record is from RefSeq and is a predicted model, not a curated record. Gene Ontology annotation, cellular component: nucleus; kinetochore; spindle. Gene Ontology annotation, molecular function: ATP binding; protein binding; protein serine/threonine/tyrosine kinase activity. The transcript has 25 exons. Bases 132 to 3131 code for a protein of 999 amino acids. Gene Ontology annotation, biological process: peptidyl-serine phosphorylation; protein localization to kinetochore; meiotic spindle assembly checkpoint signaling.